AUGCGAGGAGAUUACAAGCUUAAAGACUUCUUGUCAGAAACAAAAACAGAUAGCCAGAUGGGUCUGGCCUGCCUUUCGAUGGUAUCAUUUGGGUUGCGAGUAAAAGAAAACCUCCGACUGUAUGGUGUUUCCGAGCUGUUUAGACAGACUUCAUCUAGAGGCGUCUUCGUAUUGCAGCCAGGGGUUGACAGCAUUAAUGCACUGUGGCUAUCUGUCCCGACCAAUUCCUGA
Dovyalis caffra is the source of this 231-nucleotide messenger RNA. The record is from the annotation of a GenBank genome assembly. NCBI's taxonomy places the organism in Eukaryota, Viridiplantae, Streptophyta, Magnoliopsida, Malpighiales, Salicaceae.